Molecule: messenger RNA, 653 nt
Organism: Soboliphyme baturini
Lineage: Eukaryota; Metazoa; Nematoda; Enoplea; Dioctophymatida; Soboliphymatidae
Source: the annotation of a GenBank genome assembly
AACGCACAAACUCGAUUCCCAAGUUUUCAAAUGUGAUAGCUGCUUUUCGAUAUCACUAUUUCCCUUUCAGUUUCUUUUGUAAAUUUUUUAAUGUUUUACGAUCGCGGCGCAGCGAACAUUUAGCAAAUGCUUUUUCAUUUUUAAGCUAUGAUACAGUAAGAAAUUUCGAGAUAUGGGCUUCCUUACCGGUCGCUAGUCUACUGAAAACAAACGGAAUUGUCGCGCUUUGGAUAACUAACAGUCCGUCUAUAAAGUCGUUUGCCACUGAGCAAUUAAUCAGAAAAUGGCAGCUGAAGCUUUUGGCCUCCUGGACUUGGCUCAAGGUAAAUUCAGUCACUCGAAGUGGACGACCUGUGUGUGAGUUUGGAGGAGACGAAUCAAAAAAACCUUUCGAAACAUUGCUUAUUGCUGUGAAAAAAGUAGGCAGUCCAAGUUUAAGAGAACUGCCGAAAGAACGCCUGAUCAUCAGCGUGCCAUCUGCCGUGCCGUCUCGAAAACCACCGUUACGCGAAAUUUUACAACCGUGGUUGCCGAAAGAUUUCAACUGCCUCGAACUGUUUGCGCGCAGUCUACAGCCGAGUACCACCAGUAUCGGAUACGAGGUGCUGAAAAUGCAAAAUAAAGCAUGGUUUGUUCCAUCAACCAUCCAUUAG